AUGAGGGAGACAGCUCCUCUCCGAGCCUCACAGGUUCUUCUUCUUCUCUACCCGGAGAUCGCCCUCGUUCUAAUGGAUUCUAUACAAGAACAUGGCGAAUCAUAGUCCUGAUAAAAACCGCAUUAUUGGAGAAAAUUUCUUGGAUAUUAUAUCAUUAUUUUCCCAUGAACUGGAAUGAGAUGUCCCACGCUUCUUUCAGAACAUGUAUACUGGAAACCCUGCCUUGAAGUCAAGCGGAGCGCUCUCGGUAGCAGUUCCAGCGGAGCUUGCAGGCCUCCACAAGUUCUGGAGGGAGCAUGGAAAGCUCCCAUGGAGGCGCCUGGUUAUGCCAGCUGCAAGCCUGGCCUUCAAAGGCUUUCGGAUAUCCCCCUACCUGCACAUGCAGAUGGUCAGAACCCAGUCAGGCAUCCUGGCGGACAAAGGGCUCAGCGAAAUAUUCUCAGUCAACGGUACUCUCCUACAGAUUGGUGAUCUAUGUAGGGAUGAGAAGCUCGCAGAGACUCUCAGAUCCAUUGCAGUUCAUGGGCCUGGAUCACUCUAUAAUGGCCCCGUCGGAAGAAAAUUAAUCGGAGACAUUCAGAGAUCUGGAGGAAUACUGACGAUAAAAGACUUGCAGAGUUAUCGGGUGAAGGUGAAGAAACCUCUCUCUUCUGUGUUCAUGGGGCUCGAGCUCCUGGGCAUGCCGCCGCCUUCUUCUGGUGGUGCUGGAAUGAUGCUGGUGAGUGCCAAAUCAUCUAAACCAUUUAUUUAUUAUCGCCUGUUCUUCUGGUUUAUAUCUCCAUGCUUAAAAAUAAAUAAUAAUAGUAAUAAUAAUAAUAAUAAUGUUAUUUGACCCAGGUUUUAAAUAUUCUUGCACAAUAUGGGUUACCAUCUGGGAUAUCAGGUGCCCUUGGACUCCACCGAAUCAUCGAAUCGCUUAAACACAUGUUUGCUGUGAGGAUGAACCUGGGUGACCCAGACUUUGUGGAUGUCUCCGAUGUGCUGUCCGAUAUGCUUUCUGUGAAAUUCGCUGAGAGCUUGAAGAAGGACAUUUCUGAUAAUAAAACAUUUGAUUCAAAGCAUUAUGGUGGAAGGUGAGAACUAUAAUUUAAUUUACUGUUAUGUUUUUAUUCUUGUGAUCUGGGAUUAAUCAUCGGACACGCCUCUUUUUUAUUUGUAUGGUUUUCUGAGGACCCAACCAAUUUUUUUUUUAAUUCAUCAGUGAAUAGUUGGGUGAACGGAUCUCAUUUCUAGGAACAUCAGUUUUGCUUGUGAUGCUGCUAUAAUUUCCAUUGGGUUAACCUUCGAGUUCAUGGGAUAUUAAGUAAUAUCAUUGAAAAAAAAAAGGUAAUUGUUUUUUGAGUAAAAAUUGUAUUUGAUCCUGGCGAAAUCACUUUUAUUCAUGGUAUUGAUGUGAUUUCGGCUGGGAUUAAAUAAGAUAAUUUGCAAGAAAAUUUCAAUAUUUGUUUCUUAUAAAAUUCUGUGGAAUAAAUUUCACUCACGAUAUUGGUAUAAUUUUUAUACUGACAGGAAAAUCAAGCAAUAUAAUUUGCAAAAAAUCCAAAUGUUUUUUAUAAAAGAAAACUUGUAUUCUAUCCAGGUGGAAUCUGUCAUUUCCAUUGGAUUAAACCUUCGUAUUCAUGGGAGAUUAAACAGUAUCAAAUACGAAAAAAUUCCCAUUAUAUUUUCUAAUAAAGAUAUUUAUUUGAUCCAGGUGGAAUCAACUGGAUGAUCAUGGCACAAGUCACUUAUGUGUCGUCGACAGCUCCCGGAAUGCAGUUUCUAUGACGAGCACGAUCAAUUCCUAUUUUGGGGCUGUUAUCCGGUCACCAAGCACCGGGAUUGUGCUGAACAACGAGAUGGAUGACUUCUCAAACCCCAUCAAUGCCUCUGGGAAUGUACCGCCACCUGCCCCAGCGAACUUCAUUCGCCCUCUGAAGAGGCCGUUAUCCUCCAUGACACCAACUAUCGUGGUCCAGGUGAGCCCAGAAUCUCACCCAUCCGAGGAUCAUUGAUAUCAGUUUGAAUUAAUCGAAGAAAACCAUUUUUUAGCAUAUUUUUCUGCAAUUGUGUUUAAUGGAGAAUUUCAUUUUUAAGGAUGUUUCUUCUUGGGUUCCUCUUUAGACGGCUGUUGAAUCGAAAUCCUUUCUGGGCCUUUCAAAAAAUUGGAAUUGUCCCACCCUAAAUAAUUAAAUAAAUAAAAAUUAAUUAAUGAAUUAAUUAAUUAAUGUGGAGACCAAUGAUGAGGAAAAGCUUGGAAGCUCAGACUGGCCAUAGGGAAUCGGCUGGUAUUUCUUCCUAUUUAUGGCAUGCUCACUGUUUGAAGAGUUUAUCUCACUAUUGGAUGAUCGUAUCUGAUUGCUUCUGGCCUGCUGGUUCUGCAGGACGGGCAGCUGAAGGGGAUAGUUGGAGCAAGUGGGGGCGCCAUGAUCAUUGCAGGAACCAUAGAGGUUUUCUUGAAUCAUUUCGCCAAAAAGAUGGAUCCCCUUUCUUCUGUUAUGGCCCCUCGAGCUUAUCAUCAGGUAUAAAACAAGGUCUCACGCUCAUGAACUUGAUUGUUUCCUGUGUUUCUCUUCUCUAUGAUCAGAGACGAUCGCCAUCAAUCUAAGUAGAACGAAGAACUCACUUGCCAGAAAUCUAGGAGCCCUGUUAUAAUCUUGUUCUUGCUGAGGAAGAACCCCGGAAACCUAGGAUCAUCCAGCUCAAUUACUUUCUUCAGAAAUUUAUCUUUUUUUUUUCUUCUAAAAUCACCACUGGAUCAUUAGAGAUAUUAACAUUAGUUCUUCUCACAGAGUAUAAUCUCCCAAAACCCAUGAUCCAGACAUAGUUUGUAUUAAUUAAAAAAAUUUCUGCCUCCAGUUGAUCCCUAACGUCCUCAUGUAUGAGAACUGGACGACGGUCUCGGGGGACUACUUCGAGGUUCCUGGCGAUAUUCGGGCGGCGUUGCAGAAGAAGGGCCAUGUCCUCCAAGCCCUCGCCGGCGGCACCAUCAGCCAGCUGAUAGUCCACAACCUGGAGGAUUCAGCCUCCGAUCAUGGGGUCCGCAAGGGGACACUCACUGCUGUGAGUGACCCUCGAAAGGGUGGCUUUCCUGCUGGCUACUGA
Molecule: messenger RNA, 3084 nt
Organism: Spirodela intermedia
Lineage: Eukaryota; Viridiplantae; Streptophyta; Magnoliopsida; Alismatales; Araceae
Source: the annotation of a GenBank genome assembly